UAAAAAGAAAAACAUGUGACGAACGCCUUGUUCGCGCAGCUUCUCCCGCUCGGAGAGUGAUUUCGUGAUGUGACGGAUUUUAUUGUGUUAAGAACGUUUUAACCGGUUGAAGAAUGCCUAAACUACACCCAAUUGAAGUGGUUGACGCGACGCCCAGGAAUGUUGCGUUUCCUCCAGAGAACCUGAUCCGCAAACACAUGAAUGGAAGAUGGUUGUGCAAAAAAGGAGAGUUAAAUCACAUGAUAUAUGCCACCCUCAGACUUCCCAAACCGACUACUAUUGGCCGAAUUGAUAUAGGAAACUUUAAUUCAGCCAGUGUAACAGUGUUGGUGUCAAGGACUGGUUCCAAGGAGUUCAAGGAACUUUUGCCUUCAAGAGUAUUGCGAACUGAGGCAGACAUUAGAAGUGGAACUUUUAACCAAAGCGUGCUGAUGGCGACUUGCAGUGACUUGCGAGAAGAUACAAGGCAUGAAAGUUGGGAUCUUCUGAAAGUGGUAUGCUGCCAGCCUUACAGACGACCUGAAGAUGACCCUUUUGGCCUGAGUUUCAUUUCCGUAUGGGAUGGCCCUAACCAGUCUCCUGGAGCAACUAAUUUGAACAAAUUCAAAGAGUUUUCAAUUCGUUCUAGUCUACCAGCUAAGAAAGAGAUCACUUUUUCAAGUAGUCUCACACGUGCUCAAAAAAUGAUGAUGGCAACCAAACCACCUCCUACAAGUCCGACCGGGCCAGAAAGUGAUGAUGACUUUUUCAAGGCGACAGUCAUCAGCUUUUUGGAAACAAAUUGCAACAGCAUGAAUAUAAAAAAUCCUUCUGAUGCCAAGUCUGAGUUAUUGCAAAAAUUACAAAUGGUUAUGGAUAGAAAAUUCACCGCUCAUGAAGCAAGACUCUUUGGUCAAAUGUUUCUGAACCACUUCGCAAGCAGCAAAGAUAGGCAUCCAUCAAGAAUCCUUACUCCUCGCAAAUCUAACAACCAAUUAUUUUCUCCUGGUUGCCAAAAAAUGGAAGAUACCAAAAUGAGCCUCUUGAAACCACAAAAGGAGUCAUUCAACUCUUUCAACACACAAACUGUUUAUUUUGCUGAAGUUGUCCACAACCAUCCCAUGAAGGAUGGUCCAGCAUCGUAUUUAGGGCGUGGUGGCAAAGAAAACACCCCCUACCUUAUGGACAAAAAUGGGUUGACCAAUGGAGAUGUGAUGCUUGAUGAGUCUCGUUCUCCUGUUCUGAAUUCAGAAAAGAAAAUGUGCAUAGACCAGGUGAAGCAUGACAAGUUCUCUCCUACAUGGAAAAAUCGGAAUGAUAUUGACAAGUGUGAUUCAAGGGACUGCAGUCCAGACACAUGGCUAAAGCGCAAAUCUGAUCCCAGUGAAAGAUGUCAGCCCACCAACAAAAAGAGGCCUCGUGAAAACACAUCUGUGGAUGAAUCCUGUAAUGAGUCAUUUACAAACAAUCGGAUUACACCUGCUGGAGGCUGGCUUCUAAAUGGUUCCGGUCUGCACAAGAAAAAAGUUUCACCCCAUGAUGUUAAGAAGCAGGAUUCUAUGAAAUUUCCCUUCAGAGUAUCGCCACCGCCACCUCCUGACAGGCCUGCAUCUCCUCUUUCUCUUGUUGAUGACAUAGAUCAACCGUCAACAUCCAGCCGUGAAACUGUUGCUGAGCGCAACAUUAGAUUGGACCUAGAAAGAAGGUUGGCUGAACGCAGUCCCCCAGAGAGAGUUGUACAGAGAACAUCGUCUGGCAAAGUCAAAGGUCCAUUUUGCACUAAAGGCAUGAACACCAAUGACUCACCUCUGAGACGACUUUCCAUUUGUGAGGAGGGUGAAGAAGUGGGGUCCCCUCUGGCACGCCGCAAGCUCUCUUUCGUCCGUCCUUCUAAUGGCCAGGAAGCGGAUCAAGACUUGGUGGAAUGUCCAGGUUGCAAAAGUUAUUUUGAGGCAUGUGACAUCCAUAAGCACUUUGAUGAGUGUGUACCUUCCCCAAUCAAAAAACCGGAUGAUGGAGAGAAUGAGGAUGAGAUGGCUUGCCCUAUCUGUGGUCUGUGGCAACCGAAGGACACUGUGGCAGCGCAUGCUGAUGAAUGUGCCCAGAAAAGAUAUGGAGCAUAAUUGUCCUCAUUUUGUCAUGCCUUGAGUCAUCUCAUCACUAUCAUCGAGUUACCUGUACCUUAAGUGUUACUUCAAAAUGCACGAGUCUAUUAGGAUCUACUUUUAAGGAAAGAGAGCAAGGGAACAUGCCUAUAUACAUAUGCCUUAUUGUAUUGAGCUGAAGUAUUCAUGUACACUCAAUGGCUUAGUAAGCUAUUACAAGGUACUAAGAAUUAUUUUUCUUAUUUUCGUUUUUAUUUUUGAAUUUGACUUUCUGAUGUACCUUCUUAUUUUUUUAUUGAAACUUGUCUUAAGUUAGACCUCUAUUUGACUGUUCUACUGCCACUUUGAGUCCUAACCAUGGUAAAAAUCCAUUACUGAAACUGUGCCUGUGUUCUACAUACAAGAAAUAUGAACAGACUUUGAAUUGUUGCAUUGAUUGAUCCCUUUCAAAUUUCUCCUCUGGCACAGUGAUGGAUUUUGUUUCCUCAAUCUAAUCACCCUCUUUUUUUUUCAUAUACAAUUGUGGUACCUAAUUUCUUUUCUUCAUUAAAAAUUGAAAUGUCAUUUUUGCUUUCUUUAUUUUUAUCUUCUUUGAUUUUUCUUCCUAUUGCUUGAUGGCAUUUAACAGUGCUAUGUAGGAAUUAUAGUGAUUAUUCUUAAUGUCCUAUGUUAAGUAAAAAAUGCUAAAUUAAUUUUUACCGGAGAAAAGAUAAGUGUACUGUUAUCUUGAUUAGUUGUUAUUAGGGGCCAAAUUUGGCACAAAUUAAUGUUGUAUACUUCAGCAACAGUGAUUAGUCCAUGUUGGACAGAAUUUUUUUUUCUAUAUCGUUCAGUGUUACUCUGUACACAAAACCCCUGAGCUCAUGGCACUUGAGAAUGUGGCUAAUGUCAAACAUUGUUCAUUCUGUACUGCCUACACAUAACUGCCAAACAACUGAAUGUUUUUCUAUUUUUAUCUUAUUCUCAUCUACGGGUCAAAAUUAUAAAUGAUCGUUGUUGGACUUAUUGUGUAACCCAGUCAUUGAUUGCUGCAAUAUUAUUAGAGAGAGUUUGAAAUGUACAAAUCUAUGUAUGAUUUUUUUUUAAUAUAUAUAUGAUUAUCAUGUAGGUUUUUAUGUAUGUAGUUACAUGUCUUGUUUUUGCUAUGUGUAAUGAGUAAGUGUGCUUAACUUCUAGUUAAUAUUUAUUUAUAGAACUAUAUUGUUUCAUAGUUCAUGAUUGUUAUUAUUACAAAUGUAAUAUGAAUAUCCCUUGUGGAUGUAAAGUACAAACCAAAGUCUAAGUGUUUCGUCAUCACAUGAUGCCAUGAUUACAGGACUGUAGAAGUAUUGUUCAAAGUGCUGUUUAAAGGAUGCUCGAUGUAUCUCCUUUAAAGUUGGUAGUCUUGAAAAUUUUCUUACCUUUUGCGUACUUUAGUUUAGUUAAUGUUUGCCUGUAAUGAUGGUUUCAUGUAAUGUCAAUUGUUACCAUGCUGGAG
Thrips palmi is the source of this 3561-nucleotide messenger RNA. RefSeq lists its product as uncharacterized. The transcript is spliced from 9 exons. Gene Ontology annotation, biological process: single strand break repair; base-excision repair. The coding region runs from base 114 to 2102 and encodes 662 amino acids. The record is from RefSeq and is a predicted model, not a curated record. Gene Ontology annotation, molecular function: damaged DNA binding. Gene Ontology annotation, cellular component: nucleus. NCBI's taxonomy places the organism in Eukaryota, Metazoa, Arthropoda, Insecta, Thysanoptera, Thripidae.